Molecule: messenger RNA, 1140 nt
Organism: Cavenderia fasciculata
Lineage: Eukaryota; Evosea; Eumycetozoa; Acytosteliales; Cavenderiaceae
Exons: 1
Coding region: 1-1140 (379 amino acids)
Biological process (GO): SCF-dependent proteasomal ubiquitin-dependent protein catabolic process
Cellular component (GO): SCF ubiquitin ligase complex
Source: RefSeq, a predicted model, not a curated record
AUGAAUAUCAACGAUUCGUUGGUGUUAAGGGAUCGCCACAAACCCGUCUUUGAGCGUGUCAAGAGCGUCCACCUCGGCAGUCUCAGUUCGUCGAGUAUCCAGGUGAUCCAAGUCAUCUUGGAGGCUGCCAGAGACAGCGUGGAACAACUCCGUGUCGAACACAAUGUCUCAGAGUUGUCAAGUGUCAUCCGGUCCAUGACCAAGAUCAACUUGCUCGAGUUGUCCUCUUACAACUAUCCACUGGAACACCUUCCACCCAAUGUAGAGACACUCAAGAUAUCGUGUGAGGUUGGGUUAGACACUGCUACCGACGUGUCACCCGUGACACAACUCAUGCGUGCAUGUCCAAAUGUCAAACACCUUACACUUCAAUGCGAUGCAAUUCUCAAGGAUCUCGACACACUCCGCAACUAUCCAAUUACAAGUCUUGAUAUCACAGGCUUCCAGUACCUCAACAGCGAGAGUUUGUUUGUCAACCGUACCGACUCGAGUUGGCCAUCUUCUCUUGGAUCACUUCGCGUCUACUACUCGAUGCGUGCCAAUAACCCACUCGACCAGUUCGUCGCACCACUCAAGAAUCUCAAGACACUCAACCUCUCAACACAAUAUGUAGCAGACGAUGAAAUUGAAAAGAUCCUAAGUAGUUUGGACCAAGUUGAAGACCUCAGAAUCUCAUCCAACAACUACCGUUUCAACUGCAGUAGUCAAGUCAUUUCACGGUCAGUCAAAAGACUGGCUGUUGCCAUGGCAACGUUCACACCCGACAACUACUCUUAUAUUGGUGCCACAUUCCCAUUCUUGCGUGAUUUGUCAAUUGAGAAUCCACGCCAGUUGUCAGAUCUCACCUUUUCCAAGCUUAUUGAUAAUCUCACCACUCCACUCGAAGGAUUGUCACUCGACACUUGCUUUGAUAUUACCGAGGCAUCAAUCAUGACUGUUUGCAGCUCCAAGUCCUCUCAAACACUCGAAGAGGUCAAACUUCGCGACUGUCCAAAGAUUCAAGAUGUUUGUUAUGUAAAAUUGGCAGACUCUAUCCCCCGACUCAAAGUAAUCAGAUAUUCAGCCGCUGCACUUAGACGUCAUCAAACCAAUAUUUAUAUCUUGAAAAAAUAUCCAACUAUUAAAUUAGAACAUGUUUAA